CACAUCCUUUGAUUUUCCUAUAAAAAUGGCAGCUUUUAUCUGAAGAUUCAAAACCCUCUCGUGUUUCCUGACAAUCUCUGAUCGGUUUCUCCGAAACAGAAUAAUCAUUUUGAAAGGAAGAAGAAUUACGAGAAGGAAGGGAAGAAAAAAGGAACAGCAAUGGCGGAUCAGCUUACUGAUGAACAGAUCUCUGAGUUCAAGGAGGCCUUCAGCUUGUUCGACAAAGAUGGAGACGGUUGCAUCACAACCAAGGAGCUUGGAACUGUUAUGAGAUCACUGGGGCAGAACCCAACUGAAGCAGAGCUCCAAGACAUGAUUAAUGAAGUAGAUGCCGACGGAAAUGGUACUAUUGACUUCCCAGAGUUUCUAAACCUUAUGGCGAGGAAAAUGAAGGAUACAGAUUCUGAGGAGGAGCUAAAAGAGGCAUUUCGGGUUUUUGACAAAGAUCAGAAUGGAUUCAUUUCUGCUGCUGAGCUCCGCCAUGUGAUGACCAAUCUUGGGGAGAAGCUUACUGAUGAAGAAGUUGAUGAGAUGAUUCGAGAGGCUGAUGUUGAUGGCGAUGGCCAAAUAAAUUACGAGGAAUUUGUUAAGGUGAUGAUGGCAAAAAACAAAAGAGAGGCAAAGAUGGAAGGUCAGAAUGCAAGGAAGAUGAAAAUACUAUGCCUCCAUGGAUUCAGGACCAGUGGCAGUUUCUUGAAGAAGCAAAUCAGCAAGUGGGACCCUUCUCUUUUUGAUCAAUUUGAGCUGGUUUUUCCGGACGGUAAAUUUCCCGCUGGAGGAAAGUCUGACAUUGAAGGCAUAUUCCCUCCACCUUACUUUGAGUGGUUUCAAUUCAACAAGGACUUUACGGAGUACACUAACUUGGAGGAGUGCAUCUCAUACCUUUGCGAAUACAUCACAACCAAUGGCCCCUUUGAUGGGCUUCUUGGCUUCUCCCAGGGUGCAACACUUUCGGCACUUCUGAUGGGUUACCAAGCACAGGGGAAGUUGCUAAAGGAGCAUCCGCCCAUGAAAUUAUUCGUAUCAAUAUCAGGAUCAAAGUUCAGAGAUCCGAGCAUUUGUGAUGUUGCCUACAAGGACACCAUCAAGGUUAAAUCUGUCCACUUCAUUGGGGAAAAAGACUGGUUGAAACUGCCUUCAGAAGAACUAGCCACGGCUUUUGACAAUUCCCUUAUAAUAAGGCACCCUCAAGGUCACACCGUGCCGAGAUUAGAUGAAGUGGCCACCACUCAGUUGCGAAAUUGGAUCAAAGAAGUGUUCCAUUCCACCUGUGGUGUGUCAGAUGGAACUCACGAAAAAAUCAAUGGAGAAAAGAUAUUGGAAGUGAAGGACAGCAAGCUUGAAGAAGCAAUUAGUGCCAGUCAGGUUUGAAGCAAGGGAAUGGAUUAAUAAGAUGAAGUUGUAGAGGUAACCCAAGUCUGAACAUCUGAAUUACCAGGACCAGGGCUUCACAGCUUUAGCACAAAUGAUCAUUAAAAAUUGAUCGUAUUAAUAGAGUGGAGGGGAAUGCUUUAUACCUCUGGUAGAUAUUCUCAGCUUCACAUAACUAGGUGAAUUCAAAUUAAUGAAUGUUUCAAGAAAAAUUACCUUCACUGUGAUAUUAAAUACGAGUUACAAGUUGAGUUUCGCAAGAUA
This is a messenger RNA of Neltuma alba, 1635 nucleotides long. Lineage: Eukaryota; Viridiplantae; Streptophyta; Magnoliopsida; Fabales; Fabaceae. The record is from RefSeq and is a predicted model, not a curated record.